CUUACUAAAAGAGCGCCUUUUAAUUCUGAGGCUAUGACCUCUGGUCCUAAACUCUCCCACCAGUUGAACCAUCCUUUCCGCAUCCACUCUAUCUAUGCCUUUCAUUAUUCUGUAAGUUUCAAUGAGGUCCCCUCUCAAUCUACUAAACUCCAGUUAGUAGCGACCCAGUACAAUCAAAUGCUUAUAUAUGCUAACCCACUCAUUCCUGGAAUCAUUCUUGUAAACCUCCUCUGUAAGUGUCUGUAAGCAUGCAACAGUCACUGAGCCUCGUGCUGUCAAAGUGCUUGAUGCUUGAUAUUAACAUGGUGACCAGGGCAACAUACCAUAGUUGGAUAGACAGAAAUAAUCCUGUAUGUGGAUUUAUAAAUAGAUCAACAGUUGGUUGUAUUCUCUGUGUUUGUCUUCUGUGAUGGUGGAACCUGUAUAACAGAAGAAGCAUUGAAAGUGACUAUGAAAAUGUCAUUGUACACAUCUCUUGGCAACCUCACGUCAUCCGGUAAACAACGCUGGAUUUGAUGACAAGAAUGGAGCUGUUCCAACACCAAUGGCAAAGAUGUCGAAAAAAUCUGUGUCCGAUGACCUGGCUACAACUUUCAGCUCUCCAGCAGCAUGGUUCCUAGUCGUGGCUUUGAUUGUAACUUGGUCAGCAGUGGCUAUUGUUAUGUUUGACUUGAUGGACUACAAGAGCCUUGUCGCUGACAUAGAUCCUGCCUAUUCUCUGUACUGUGAUGAACCCUGUUUGCCACCUGGGAAGCAACAAGCUGGUGUCGGCAAAGUCCUAAAGGAAGCACAGAGUCCAAGAGGAGGUUUUAAAGAGUUAAGCUCAGAUCCUGCGAAAGUCAUAGAUGAGGCUGUGGAGGAUACCUCAAAUUGGAUCAAUGGUUUUAUAUCUUUACUGUCUGAUACAUUAUCAACAACAGAUGACGAUGUGGAUGAAGGUGAAAUUAAACCUCAGACAAAAAAGAAAGCAGUUCUUCACCCCCCAGCUAAACGAAAAGGUGAAGCUCAUCCGCCAUCUAAAAGAAAAGAGACUAAAAGACUGAAACUUGAAAAGAAGAUUAAAAUAAAAGAAGUGAGACAAAAAGCUCCAUUGAAAGUGGAUAAAAAAGUUAAAGUAUCAAAAGUUAAAGUAUCUAAAGUUGAAGAAAAAGUGAAGAAACCACUCAAAGGCAUAAAGGUGAAGAAAAGGGAGGAGAAAGUUAAGAAACCUGAAAAGAAAACUAAAGAUGAGAUCAAAGUGAGGCCAAAAAUCGAAGUAAAGAAAGAGCAUGUGAAACCCAAGAUCGAGAAAGAACAGAGAGGUAAAAAGAAAGAACAGGAGCCCAGUGUCCGGAAGUCUGAGAAGGCAAGCAAGAAAGAAGUCAAAGUGAAAGUUAUCAAAGAUGUGACGCAAAAAUCAAAGGAUAAAGAUCAAUAUCAGUUCUGUCGUUAUGUGAUUGACAUGUACACUCUUGGGAAUAUUUAUCCAGGCCAUCCAGCAGCUCCUGCAGUCACUCCAGCUCCAGAACUUGUAAAACCUCCUGCAAAGAAAUCUGCCACUAAGAAACCUUCUGGAUCUUCUGUUAAAGAGGAGAAGGACAUUGUUACUGUGAUCAAGCAUGAAGAGAUUGAAAAACCAGAAAAGGUUUCCAAUUUAAAAGAAGCUUCUUCAUCACAAACACCAAAACCAGAACCAGAAAAGGUUUCCAAGUUAAAAGCUUCUCCAUCACAAACACCAAAACCAGUAGAGAAAGGAAAGCCUCGAACUGCAAAAUUAGCAGCAAAACCAGUUAAAGAAAAGCCAAUUACUCCUUCAAAAGAAAUGGCAAAGAAGAAAUUGUCUCCUCCUGCUCUCAAAGAAACAAAAGUUGAACAGAAGGAUGUUGAUCAGGCCACCAAAAAAGCUACAAUGGUGAAACGCAAAACGGCACCUACUGCACCAGAGAAAGUAAAGAAGCAGAAAUCCACUGUUGCUGCCUCUGUUGAAAAAGAGAAAGUAAAGAAACAGAAACCCACCGUUGCUGCCUCUGUUGAAAAAGAAAAAGUGAAAAAACAGAAGUCAGCUGCAGCUGGGAAAGCUAAUCUUACAAAAGAGAAACCUUUGGAAAAAAAGAAGAAGCCUAUAAUAUCAACAAAAGUUAAACCUACUAAAAAACAAGUCUCAGCUAAGUCUACAAAAGAGAAAGUAAAAGAACCAAUGAAGCAAAAACCUGCAGCUCCUGAUGCAACAAAAAAAGAACCGCAGAAGCAGAAAUCUACAGCUUCAGAUACAGCAAAGAAAGAGUCAAAGAAAGAGAAAGCAAAGACUUUAGAAGACAAAGAGUCAAAGAAAGAAAAAACAAAGACUUUAAUAGAGAAAGAAAUUAUAAAAGAAGAGCAUAGAAAACUUUCAACCAAACCAAAGGAGAAAGAAAUUGAAAAAGAAAAGCAGAAAAAACCUUCAACCAAACCAAAGGAGAAAGAAAUUAAAAAAGAAAAGCAGGGAAAACCUUCAACCAAACCAAAGGAGAAAGAAAUUAAAAAGGAAAAGCUGAGAAAACCUUCAAUCAAAUCCAAGGAGAAAGAAAUUAAAAAAGAAAAGCAGGGAAAACCUUCAACCAAACCAAAGGAGAAAGAAAUUAAAAAAGAAAAGCAGAGAAAACCUUCAACCAAACCAGAGGAGAAAGAAAUUAAAGAAGAAAAGCAGAUAAAACCUUCAACCAAACCAAAGGAGAAAGAAAUUAAAGAAGAAAAGCAGAGAAAACCUGCAACCGAUCCAAAGGAGAAAGAAAUCAAAAUAGAAAAGCAGAGAAAACCUUCACUCAAACCAAAGGAGAAAGAAAUUAAGAAGGAGAGAAAACUUUCAACCAAAUUAAAGGAGAAAGAAAUUAAAAUAGGAAAGCAGAGAAAACCUUCAACCAAACCAAAGGAGAAAGAAAUUAAGAAAGAAACACCGAUAAAACGCUUAGCCGAACCAAAGGCAAAAGAAAUUAAAAAAGAAAAGCAGAAAAAACCUUCAAUCAAACCAAAGGAGGAAGAAAUUAAAAAAGAAAAGCUGAAAAAACCUUCAACCAAACCAAAGGAGAAAGAAAUUAAAAAAGAAAAGCAGAAAAAGGCUUCAAUCAAACCAAAGGAGAAAGAAAUUAAAAAAGAAAAGCAGAAAAAACCUUCAAUUAAACCAAAGGAGAAAGAAAUUAAGAAAGAAACGCCGAUAAAACGCUUAGCCGAAACAAAGGCAAAAGAAAUUAAAAAAGAAAAGCAGAAAAAACCUUCAAUCAAACCAAAGGAGAAAGAAAUUAAAAAAGAAAAGCAGAAAAAACCUUCAACCAAACCAAAGGAGAAAGAAAUUAAGAAAGAAAAGCCGAUAAAACCCUUAGCCGAACCAAAGGCAAAAGAAAUUAAAAAAGAAAAGCAGAAAAAACCUUCAAUCAAACCAAAGGAGAAAGAAAUUAGAAAAGAAAAGCUGAAAAAACCUUCAACCAAACCAAAGGAGAAAGCAAUUAAAAAAGAAAAGCAGAAAAAACCUUCAAUCAAGCAAAAGGAGAAAGAAAUUCAAAAAGAAAAGAAGAAAAAACCUUCAACCAAACCAAAGGAGAAAGAAAUUGAAAAAGAAAAGGAGAAAAAACCUUCAAUCAAACCAAAGGAGAAAGAAAUUAAAAAAGAAAAGCAGAAAAAACCUUCAACCAAACCAAAGGAGAAAGAAAUUAAAAAGGAAAAGCAGAAAAAAACUUCAAUCAAACCAAAGGAGAAAGAAAUUCAAAAAGAAAAGAAGAAAAAACCUUCAACCAAACCAAAGGAGAAAGAAAUUGAAAAAGAAAAGGCGAAAAAACCUUCAAUCAAACCAAAGGAGAAAGAAAUUAAAAAAGAAAAGCAGAAAAAACCUUCAGCCAAACCAAAGGAGAAAGGAAUUAAAAAAGAAAAGCUGAAAAAACCUUCAAUCAAACCAAAGGAGAAAGAGCAAGGAAAGCUGAAAAAAGUAAAAUCUGCUACAAUAGCUACAACUAAAGAGGCUGAAACCAUGAAGCAAAUGAAGCCAAAACCUACGGAAAAAGCCAAAAAGCCAAAAGUAAAGAAGGCUGACACUGUGAAACAAGUGAAACCAAAGCCUGCAAAGAAAGCAGGAAAGCCUAAAGUCACAAAGGCAGAACCUGCGAAGCAAGUGAAACGGAAGCCCGAAAAGAAAGCAGAACAACCUAAAGUGACAAAGGCAGAAACGAUAAAGAAAGUAAAACAAAAAACUGCAGAGAAAGAGACCAAAACCAUGAAGCAAAAUAAACCAAAACCUACAACAAAAGGUAAUGGGGCUUCACUUCAUUACCUUGACUGUUAUUACGAUACACUAAAAAGUUGUUGAUAUCAAUUGAAAGUUUCCUAGCUGAGCUCAACUUCAGUAGUCCACUUGUCCCUAAAGAUUGGCACAAGGUAAAUGAGUAGGAAGGGAGGCUAAUGAAUUGGCUGAUUAGAGCUGCUGAGAAUGUUUCUU
Messenger RNA from Leucoraja erinaceus (little skate), 4441 nucleotides. It is a transcript of the gene trdn, whose product is annotated as triadin. Bases 545 to 4312 code for a protein of 1255 amino acids. NCBI's taxonomy places the organism in Eukaryota, Metazoa, Chordata, Chondrichthyes, Rajiformes, Rajidae. The record is from RefSeq and is a predicted model, not a curated record. Gene Ontology annotation, cellular component: membrane; sarcoplasmic reticulum. The transcript is spliced from 71 exons. Gene Ontology annotation, molecular function: signaling receptor binding.